Molecule: messenger RNA, 1599 nt
Organism: Rotaria sordida
Lineage: Eukaryota; Metazoa; Rotifera; Eurotatoria; Philodinida; Philodinidae
Source: the annotation of a GenBank genome assembly
AUGUCAACAAUAAAUUCAAAACAUUCAUCAGGAUCGUUUAGUCAUAAAUCAUUAUCAAAUUCAAGUUUAGGCGAUGGUCAAGUACUUUAUUGUCUUUGUCGAUCAAGUGAUUGUUCAACAUUUAUGAUUGCAUGUGAUGCAUGCAAUAUAUGGUAUCAUGGUUUAUGUAUUGGAAUUAGUGAAAAAGAAUCAGCAAGAAUAGAAAAUUUCUUUUGUCAUCAAUGUCGUCAUAAAACACCCAGUUUACAAAUCAGAUAUAAUAAACCACUAAAGGAAAUUGAAGAAAAAUUAAGCAAAUGCAUUAAAAGACGAUUACAAAAAGAAGCACAACUAUUGAAUCCUUCAUUAAUUUCUAUGCAAAAACAAAAUGAAAUAGCAACUAAUGAUAAAAAGACUAGAGAACAUUCAAGUAGUAUGGAUCAAUUUAUUAAUGAUGAUUCAACUAGUAAUCAAUCAGACUCAUCAUCAUCAUCGACCAAUGUCAUGUCUCGACAACAGCAAGUAUUACAUGGAAAUACUUCUGGAGUACCUCGAUCGACCGGUAUUCAAUCUGUACAAUAUGAAGCUUUACUUUCACGUGAUGAACAAGAACAAACAAAUAAAAAUUUGAUAAACACAACAAAACGUUCAUUAAUAACAAAAAAUAUUGGAACUAGUGAAAAACGAAAAAGAAAUGUUAGUAGUAGUGGUAUGACUACUAUCAAACGUGAACCACGGUCAGAAUUAAAUGAUGAAGAAGAUACAAAAAAUCUUAGUGCUCGACGACGUAAUCGUAUCAAUGAAAAAAUAUCUCGUCAAUGUUACGGACCAGGUUGUCUUUUCGAAGCACGUCCUGCAUCAAAAUAUUGUUCGAACAAAUGUGGUUUAGAACUAGCUCGAAAUCGUCUUCUUCAAUUUCUUCCAAUGCGUCUAAUGCAAUGGCAAACAAUUCCAUCUGUUGCUGAUACUUUAAAUAAAAAAGCUAUUGAUGAAAUUCGAACUGAAAUUGAAGACAUAAAACAACGUUUAUCAGUACUUGAUGAACGACAACGAAAAUUAAAUGAAAUAAUUGAACGUGGAAAACAAUUAAAAGCGAUUAAAGAUACAAAUAAAAUUGAUACAACGAAUGAUGAAUCUGAUGGAAUGUAUUUUUGUAUUUUAUGUAAUCAAGAAAUAAGUCAAAAAUCUUAUACACGUCAUAUUGAUAAAUGUUUUAUUCGAUUUGAAAGUCAAGUAUCAUAUGGAUCAAAUGUUAAAUCUAAUAUUGAAGGUUUAUUUUGUGAUAAUUAUGAUCGUACAAAUAAUCUUUAUUGUAAACGACUUAAAGUUAUUUGUCCAGAACAUUCACGAGAUCCAAAAAUUGGUCCAGAUGAAGCAUGUGGUUGUCCAUUAGAGAAAGAUUUAUUUGAAGUAUCAGAUGAUUUAUGUACAGUUCAAAAACGAUUAUGUUCAAAACAUUUUAAAUGGGAUCGAAAGCAUCGUGCUCAAAUUGAUCUUGAACGAUUACAUGAAUUAAUGCGUUAUGAAGAACUUGUCGAAAAAGAAAAUCGAUUACGAACAGCUAUGAAUGAACGAGGUUCAGUAGCAGGACUACUUUUACAUAAAACAACGGCUCAUUAG